UGUCAACCCCUCCUGCCAUCAUGACAUCCCCCUCCCCUUCCUCCUCCCCCGCCAUUCUGGUCUUCGGAGUCGGCAGCGUCGGUGCCAUCUACUUGCACCAACUCCAACGCGCCGGCUGUACCGUUACGGCCGUUUGCCGCUCCAACUACGACGUCGUCGCUCACACGGGCUUCACCCUGCGUAGCCCCCGCUUCGGCACCGUCACCUACCGCCCCGACCACACCGUCCGCUCCGUCCUUGACUGUCCUCCAAACAUCGAAUACGACUAUGUUCUCGUUACAACCAAGGUGUUUCCGGGGAGAAUUCCCUCCUUAGCAGACCAACUGCGACCGGUACUCGAAAACCGCCCGAAUACGGCGAUCGUCCUGGCGCAGAACGGCAUCGACAUCGAGAAGGAUAUUGCGGACGCGUUUCCCUCCAACCCCAUCAUCAGCGGAGUGGUCUAUCUGCCCACCGUUCAGACGGAGGCAGGGGUGAUUGAUCACGCGGAGCCACUAGAUCUCUUGGAGCUGGGGACAUAUCCGGCGCAGGCUCCGGAGAGUCACAAACACAAGGCGGAGAGGUUUGUAGAUUUGAUGAUCCAGGGCGGUGGAGAUGCGGUGCUGUAUGAGGAUAUACAGGAGGCAAGGUGGGCGAAGCUGAUCCUCAAUGCGGCUUGGAAUCCGAUCUGUGCAUUAUCAUUGUGCACGGAUGGUGGGUUUUUGUUGACAUCGGAGCCGUUUGCCCAUGACCUGGCCUGGGGCAUUAUGAUGGAGAUUGUGGCAUUGGCGAGGGUGGUGGGUAUCGCAGGAGUGGAUGAGGAGGCGGCGAAGAAGAGGUUAUCCCUGGCGGAAAGACGGGCCCGAGAGGGAACUGGCAGGGAGAUGAGUAUGCUGCAGGAUGUGCGCAUGGGGAGGCCAUUUGAGGUCGAGGCUAUUGUAGGCAAUGCGGUGCGGCUGGGCAGGAGAUACGGGGUGCUCAUGCCCCGCUUGGAGACGGUUUAUGCGCUGGCCAAGGGGAGGCUCGAUGCCUUGAUGGGGGCUGGCUCGUAGAGUGCACGUUUCUUGGUAUUGGACAUAGACAGUAGAGUUGGUCAAAUGAUGCACACCCUGCACCCCAAGGUUAGAUUUCAGGAACAUACCUUGUUUAUCUCGUUGAAUCAGAUCAAAUGAAACUACUAGUGGCC
This is a messenger RNA of Aspergillus ibericus CBS 121593, 1165 nucleotides long. RefSeq names its product ketopantoate reductase family protein. The record is from RefSeq and is a predicted model, not a curated record. The coding region runs from base 21 to 1031 and encodes 336 amino acids. Gene Ontology annotation, cellular component: cytoplasm. The transcript has a single exon. Gene Ontology annotation, biological process: pantothenate biosynthetic process. NCBI's taxonomy places the organism in Eukaryota, Fungi, Ascomycota, Eurotiomycetes, Eurotiales, Aspergillaceae. Gene Ontology annotation, molecular function: 2-dehydropantoate 2-reductase activity.